UAGGUUCGGGCCCGACCCAGGCGAAACCGAUCCGCGUUCCACCGAUCCCGUUCCCGAUUCCCUUCGUUUUUCCAAGUCUUCAGGUAGAGGCCGAUAGGUUUGGCUCCCCCUCCGCACUCCUUCCCUCCUCUCAAGUGACGACCGGCGAUCGGCAAGGAGCGACGUUCCUCACUGGCGAGAGGAGCAUCCAGACCCGUGGUACAAGCAUCCAAGCGCGCUACCAGCAUCAAAAUCGUUAUUUUUCGUCACCAGCAUCUCUGUGUAAUCGAGGUUUUGGGAGGGUUACUCCUUUCUGGCUCUUUGGCAACAAUUAUGGACAUGGAAUUGGGUGAAAUAAGGAUGGAGCAAGAUGAAGCACGGUUUGGGAAGGGUUCUUUAGAAAGAGCAGCUAGGGAUGAAGAGAUGGAUGAACUGGAAGAUUAUGGUGGUGAUAUGGGGAUUGAUGGCAUUGGAAAAGAAGAUAAUGAUAAUGGUAGUAGGGAUAAGGGGAAGUCCAGGGAGUCAGGAAAGCAUAGGAGUAAAGAAGGAAGGAAACGAAGGCGAGAAGAGAAGGAGCAUGGAAACCGAGAUGGAGAAAGAUCGAAGGUGAAGGAGAAAGAGGAGAGAGAUUCAGAUAGAUAUGAUGCAAAGGAUAAGGAUAGGUUUGAGAAUAGUAGGGAGAGAAGGAAGGAGGAGAGGUUGGAGUUUAAUAAAAAUAUAGACUAUGAGAAGGAACGAGAUCGGGAUAAAGAAAGGAGCAGAGAUAAGGUACGGGAGAAGGAUUAUGACCGGGAUAAGUAUAGAGAAAAGGAGAGAGACUUGGAGCGUGGGAAAGAUAGAGGGAAGGAGCUUGACAAGGAAAGGGAGCGAAGUACUGAUCGGGAGCAUGAUCGCGGUCGGGACCGUGGAAAAGAAAAAGGAAAGGAGCGUGAGAAGGAUAGAGAGGGUGAGAGGGAAAGAGAUUUGAUGCGAGAAUAUGAUCGAGGGAAAGAGCGGGAGAAGGUACAUGACCAUGCGAGAGAUAGAGAUAAGGAUCGUGAGAGAAGUAAAAUUCGUGAGAGGGAUCAUGAGAAGGAUGUGGAGAAGGAGUUGGAUAGGGAAAGAGGAAAGGAGAAAGAUCAUGAGAGGGGGAAGGACAGAGAUAGGGAAAGAGAGAAGGACCGGGAUAGGUUGAAGGACAAGGAAAGAGAAAAGGACAAAAUUAAAGAUAGGGAAAAGGAGAAAAUUAAAGAUAGGGAAAAGGAGAAAGAGAAGGGUAAGUUGGAGAAGGUCAGAGCCAAGGAGAAAUCCAGAGAGAAGGAAAUAGAUAUAAGGGAUAAAGAAAGAGAUGGUAGAGCUAGGGAAGGUGAAAAGGAUGAGAAGGUAAAGGCUGAUGGUGGGAAUAGUAGAAUUGCAAGAAAGGGAGAGGAAAUUCAAGAUAAUGAAGGUGAUUUAACACAUAAUGAAAAGUCAAUUUCUUCGACAUCAACUUCAGAACUUGAAGAGCGUGUAACAAAAAUGAAGGAAGAAAGGCUAAAGAGAAAACCUGAUGGUGCUUCUGAGAUCUCAUCAUGGGUUAACAAAAGUCGGAAGCUAGAGGAGAAGAGGAAUGCUGAAAAGGAGAAAGCCUUGCGUCUUUCAAAAGCUUUGGAGGAGCAGGAUAAUAUUUUAGCAGAAAGUGAAGAUGAGGAGGCAACCGGGCACAGUGGAAAUGAUUUAGCGGGAGUUAAAAUUCUUCAUGGCCUUGAUAAAGUAAUGGAGGGUGGGGCAGUUGUUUUGACUCUCAAAGAUCAGAGUAUCCUUGCAGAUGGUGACAUCAAUGAAGACGCUGACAUGCUGGAAAAUGUGGAGAUUGGGGAGCAGAAGCAGAGAGAUGAGGCUUAUAGAGCUGCAAAGAAAAGAACUGGACUAUAUGAUGACAAGUUUAGUGAUGACAUGGGGUCACGGAAACCAAUACUUCCACAAUAUGAUAACGAGAUUGAGGAUGAGGGAGUAACAUUGGAUGAAAGUGGGCGCUUCACCGGUGAAGCAGAGAAGAAACUAGAAGAGCUCCGGAAAAGAAUUGAAGGUGGUAUUAUUAAACAAAACUAUGAAGAUCUUACUUCUUCAGGCAAAAGCUCAUCAGAUUACUAUACUCCUGAUGAAAUGCUUCAGUUUAAGAAGCCAAAGAAAAAGAAGUCCUUGAGGAAGAAGGAGAAGUUGGAUUUGGAUGCCCUUGAAGCAGAAGCUAUCUCUGCAGGAUUGGGUGCUGGGGAUCUGGGUUCCAGGAAUGAUUUGAGGAGGCAGACUGCCAAAGAGGAACAGGUGAAAGCUGACGCUGAAAUGAGAAGUAAUGCAUACCAGUCAGCAAUUGCUAAAGCAGAAGAGGCAUCAAAAGCUCUGCGACAGGAGCAAACUUUAACUGUUAAAUCGGUGGAGGAUGAUAAUCUUGUAUUUGGUGAAGAUUUUGAAGAUCUUCAGAGAUCUAUUGGACAAGCAAGAAAACUUGCUCUCAAAAAGCAGGAUGAGACACCUGUUUCUGGUCCCGAGGCAGUUGCACUUGUAGCUACAACAAAGAAGGAACAAGAGGAUGCUAGCCCCACUGAAGGAGAGCCUCAAGAAAAUAAAGUUAUCAUAACAGAGAUGGAGGAAUUUGUACUGGGUCUACAGUUUACUGAAGAUACCCAUAAACCUGAAUCAGAAGAUGUUUUUAAGGAUGAGGAAGACAUUCCUAAAUCCCUUGAACUGGAAACAGAAGCUGAGGUUGGUGGCUGGGCAGAAGUGAUGGAAACAGAUAAAACUGAAGCAGCAGUUAGUGAAGAAAAGGAGGAUAUUAAUCCAGAUGAGAUUAACCAUGAAACUGCUAUUGGAAAAGGUCUAUCAGGUGUUCUCAAGUUGCUUAAAGACCGUGGAACACUUAAUGAGGGAGUUGAUUUGGGAGGCAGAAACAUGGACAAAAAGAAAAGCAAGCUCGUUGGCAUCUAUGACAAUGAAGGGCAGAAGGAAAUACGAAUUGAAAGGACUGAUGAAUUUGGUCGUAUUAUGACACCUAAAGAGGCUUUCCGGAUGCUUUCACAUAAAUUCCAUGGCAAGGGACCAGGCAAAAUGAAGCAAGAAAAGCGUAUGAAGCAAUACCAAGAAGAUUUGAAGACUAAGCAGAUGAAAGCUUCUGAUACGCCACUACUGGCAAUGGAAAAGAUGAGGGAAGCUCAAGCUCGAUUAAAGACACCUUACCUUGUUUUAAGUGGACAUGUAAAACCAGGGCAAACCAGUGACCCAAGAAGUGGAUUUGCUACAGUUGAGAAAGAUCAUUUGGGGAGUUUGACACCCAUGCUCGGGGACAAAAAGGUUGAGCAUUUUCUGGGAAUAAACCGCAGGCCCGAUGCAGGUAGCAUGGGUCCACCUCCACCGAAAAAAUUGAAAAGCUGAAUUGUUCAUUGGAGCAAACAUUUACAGUUAAGCAGGGAGAUGAAUUUCGUCUUCAUUUGCACUUGGAGCUUGACUGGUUCAACAAGAAAGCCCAACAUUGCCUGUCUGAAAACCGAUGUUUUAUCUGAUAAGAGGUUGAGAUGUAGGCUUUCUUAUAUCAGGUUACACCUUUUGUUCAUAUACAGUGAUGACCAACAUGGUUUUGCUUCACACCUUUAUUCUUGAGCCUCUAUUUUAACAAGGAAAAAGAAUAUUCCUGUAAAAAUGAAACGGCAGUUCAUAAGAACAGAUUAAGAUUUUGGUAAACCCUUCCAUUUUAUGUG
This is a messenger RNA of Elaeis guineensis (African oil palm), 3689 nucleotides long. RefSeq names its product SART-1 family protein DOT2. Lineage: Eukaryota; Viridiplantae; Streptophyta; Magnoliopsida; Arecales; Arecaceae. Gene Ontology annotation, cellular component: U4/U6 x U5 tri-snRNP complex. Gene Ontology annotation, biological process: mRNA cis splicing, via spliceosome; maturation of 5S rRNA. The record is from RefSeq and is a predicted model, not a curated record.